Molecule: messenger RNA, 1823 nt
Organism: Selaginella moellendorffii
Lineage: Eukaryota; Viridiplantae; Streptophyta; Lycopodiopsida; Selaginellales; Selaginellaceae
Product: GABA transporter 1
Exons: 7
Coding region: 313-1650 (445 amino acids)
Cellular component (GO): plasma membrane
Source: RefSeq, a predicted model, not a curated record
UUUCUCGCGCUCUCGUGUCACGUCGCCAUCAUUCCCAUUUCACACUUAUUUGGAAUCGUUGCAUCAUGAAAGAAGUACUAUGCUACACUUUGAACACGCGAUUCGUGUCCCUGCUAUAAAUUUCUAUCUUGUCAUUGUUUUGUCUAAGCGAUCAUCGAUAUUCCCAAUCUUUCCUUCUUCUUUCUUUCACUCUCGACCCUCUCGAGAAUUUCCAGUUGCUUGGUGUUGGUCUGCUUGCUCACAUUUUUUCUAACGAUGGCUUCCUCAUACUACUUUGUCCUCUAAUAAGUUUUCUUAGUAGCUUUGGAGAGAAUGGGGGAAGAGGCUGCGCUCGCCAAAGAGGAGCUCGACGCUGGAGCGGCAUUCGUGCUAGUAUCCAAAGGGACAUGGCUACACGCAGCGUACCAUCUCACCACAGCCAUCGUCGGUCCAGCGAUUCUAAGCCUUCCAUACGCUUUCGCGUCACUCGGCUGGGAAUUGGGAGUUUUGGCCCUGACAAUGGGAGCUCUUGUCACCUUCUAUGGCUACAAUCUCGUCUCCACGCUGCUCGAGCAAGCGGAUCAAAGAGGCCAGAGACACUUGCGCUUGGGAGAUUUGGCGGUGGACAUUCUUGGACCAAAGUGGAGUAAAUACGUUGUUUUUCCGCAGAUGGUCAUCAGCUUUGGCAUCGUUGUUGGCAGCAAUCUCUUGUGCGGACAAGGAAUGCUCAAAAUCUACGAGAACUUGGUGAAAGAUGGCGACCUCAAGCUUUACCACCUCGUGAUGAUCAGCGCGUCGAUCAUGAUCAUCCUGUCCCAGCUUCCAUCUUUCCACUCGCUUCGCUACAUCAGCCUCGCCUCGGCGCUCCUCUCCAUGGGAUACAGCCUUGGCGUGGUGGCGGCGUGCAUCUACGCAGGUCACUCCAAGCGAGCGCCACCAAAGGAUUACUCCAUCGUUGGGAGCACCAGCGCUAGAGUUUUCCACGCUUUCAAUGGCCUCUCGAUCAUGGCCUCGACGUAUGGAGUGAGCAUUAUACCCGAGAUCCAGGCGACUAUAGCUUCUCCAGUGUCCGGGAAGAUGUUUAAAGGAUUGCUGCUUUGCUACGCGGUCGUGGUGACGACGUUCUUCUCGGUUUCCAUCUCGGGCUACUGGGCUUUUGGCAACAAAGCCACUGGAAAUCUCUUCGACAACUUCAUUCCAGACGACAACACAACGCUAGCUCCCGACUGGCUCUUGUUCCUGAUCAUUCUCUUCAUCGUCAUCCAGCUCCUCGCAAUCGCAGUGGUUUACUCGCAGCCUCUCUUUGAUGUCUUCGAGACUGCUCUUUCCGACGUCAAAAGGCCAAUCUUCUCGUUUAGAAACUUGCUCCCCCGGCUCGCAGUGAGAUCACUCUACAUAGUUUUGGCAGCGUUUCUAGCGGCAAUGCUCCCGUUCUUCGGAGAUCUCAAUGCGUUCAUAGGCGCCGUGGGGUUCUUGCCUCUAGCUUUCAUUCUCCCCCCGGUUCUCUACAACAUCAAGUGUAAGCCAUCGCCAGGGACGGUGGUCUUCUGGGUAAACACAGCCAUUAUCGUGGUGUACGGUGCCAUGGCGGUCAUGGGAAGCGUUUCUUCCGUACGCCAGAUCGUCCUGGACGCUCACAAGUUCAAGGUCUUCUCCAAUAACACAAGCUAACUGAGAAUGUAUGAAUCUUUGGCAACCACUUAACCAAGCCACUUGAUCAGUCCAAAGAGUUUACAAGCGAGAAGGCCCAUGGGGAAUGUCCCAGAGGUUGCAUAAGCAACUGUGUUAAGGCGGCAUGAAAAAGAUAACUUUCCAACGGUAACAAAACAAUUUCAAAAAAUAAA